Messenger RNA from Exophiala xenobiotica, 1283 nucleotides. RefSeq lists its product as uncharacterized. Lineage: Eukaryota; Fungi; Ascomycota; Eurotiomycetes; Chaetothyriales; Herpotrichiellaceae. The record is from RefSeq and is a predicted model, not a curated record. Bases 192 to 1238 code for a protein of 348 amino acids. The transcript has a single exon.
CACAUGGUGAAGAACCUCUCGGCACAACAAAAUCUUCACCUGCAAUCCAAAUGUGUUGCUAGGAUAACAGCCUCAUCUUCUUGACCUUUUGUCACAGACCCCCUCGAAUGAAGUCUAGCGACCUGUAACCUACCAGCAGUGCCGUCGCAGCUGUUGUCUCCUUCUUCCCGUCCAACUCCACAGCCGCGACGAUGAGCAAGGCGCAAUACAACGCAUUAACUCCACAGCUGCCGAUACCAGAGGUCAAGAUAGAUGUGGCAGAAACCGACACAGCAUCCGCACAAGAACAGCCACAGCCACAGCCACCAACACAGUCACACUCACAAAGCCUCACAGCCAAACCUGAUAGUCAGACUGAAAGCCAGGCCGACGCCGAAACCCCAAGGGACACCAAAUACGACGCCCACGACCACGACCACAACCACCCAUACACCUCCCUCCCCCAGCCACCACCACCACUCGUAGCACCCUUCUUCUCCCUCCCCGCCGAACUCCACCUCCAGAUCGCCACAAACCUCGAAUACCCAGACCUCCUCUCCCUCAAACUCAGCCAUCCACGCCUGUUCACCCUCUUCCUCCACACCCGCCAACCCAGCGUCCACCAACGCAUCGCAUGGGUCAUGAGACGCGCCUCCCUGGGCCUUCCCAUCCCCAACAACACGGGCCUGUCCUUCAAAUCCGACGAGGCAUUCGUGUCGAACCCCGAAGUCAAGCGCAUUCUUCGCGAGAGGCGCCAGCACCGAGAAUGCGUCGACGCCCUUGCCCUCGAAUCCGAAUCGGAACCCGACUUCGACGCCGACUCUGACGCUGGCUUUGACAUUGACUCUGACUCCGACUCUGAUCGUUACGCAGAACCCCGAACCGACACCGCCUCGCGGUUGCUUCUGGAGUGGAGGGGGGAUCGGAAACGUCUCGGCCGCAGUAUGCAGAACCCGCCGCAACCUUUGUGCUUUGUCAUCAAGGGUAAUAGUUGUCCAAAGGCCGCGGCCGCGGCUGCCCUGGCCCAAUCCCAGACCCAAAGGCGUCGUCGCCACGACGAAACGGAAACAACAAUGGACAUAAUAAGAUGCGCCGUCCUCGAGUGCGUGCUAGCAAUCGGCGAGAUGCCUUCUGCUCUCAUAGAGGUGAUCCCUCUGAUUCCUGCUGCGGUCUGCGAGGUAAUCCGUGAGCUUUACCUUUAUAAACUGUCUCCCAGUGGAGAUGGUGGGUUGUUCAUGUCAUGGUUUCUCCCCUGUUGACUUUCGCUUCCACCAGGCUUUGCAUGCUGAAUAUUAGGACGGCCG